AUGAAUGAAGAUACUAAAAAUUUAUUAAAAAAGAUAUUGGAAAUGCAAUUGGAAUGCACAUAAUUAUUAACUAAUAUAUUAUUCAAAAAGAAUCCUCCUUCUAAUGAUGAUGAAUAAAAAAAUAAGAAAUUUGAAUAAAUAGAAGAAUCUAAAUUAAAUGGUUAAAAGAAAAAAGAUAGAAAAUCAAUGAAAAAUACAUUAUAAAUUGAUACACUUCUAUAAAAUGAAGACAAUAUCAAACUAUAACAAUUAUUUUAGAUGACUCCAAAAGGAUUAUUAUCACCUGAAUAAUGUUAUAAACAACUUAAUAUAAUUGUAUAGAAAUUUAGAUAAAUAAAUUCUUUGAAUAAUAAAUCUCUCCAUUUAGAUUUUGAAUCUAUAAAAGCAUAUCAUAGUAAAAACAAAUUUAAAUAUCUAAGAGCAAUAACUAAAUUAUUUGUUUAGAGUAUCAAGAAUUUAAAAUAGAUUUAAUCUAAAGAUAAUUAAUCUGAAAUGUUCUAAUGUCCUUCAUGUGAUUUUAUAGGUAUAAGCAGUGUAUUUUUCCCUCAUAUCUUGAAGAAACAUUGUUAAAAUUAUCAUGUAUUCUCUUGUUUUUUGUGUUCCAAAGAUUAUUAAUCUCAUACAUUGCUACAUACUCAUUUAAAAAGAUAUCAUAAUAAUUGUAAGAAGAAUUAACAAUAAGAAAUAAAUGCAUAACUUCAAUAAAUUGAUGAUUUGAGCAUAAGUCUAUGA
Molecule: messenger RNA, 732 nt
Organism: Paramecium pentaurelia
Lineage: Eukaryota; Ciliophora; Oligohymenophorea; Peniculida; Parameciidae
Source: the annotation of a GenBank genome assembly